Molecule: messenger RNA, 1080 nt
Organism: Nilaparvata lugens (brown planthopper)
Lineage: Eukaryota; Metazoa; Arthropoda; Insecta; Hemiptera; Delphacidae
Product: tigger transposable element-derived protein 6-like
Exons: 1
Coding region: 50-865 (271 amino acids)
Cellular component (GO): nucleus
Molecular function (GO): DNA binding
Source: RefSeq, a predicted model, not a curated record
CAAAUGGAUUGGCCAGUGUAGAGGACAGAAUAUUCCAAUUGGUGGUUUCAUGCUGAAGGAAAAAGCAAAGUCUUUCGCAGAGUCUCUUGGUAUUAAAGGAUUUGGAGCUAGUGAGGGUUGGCUAUCAAACUUCAAAAAUCGACACAGCAUCACAUUCAAGAAGAUUUGUGGAGAGAGCGCCAGUGUGGAUAGCACGGUUUGUAAUGAAUGGACUGAUAAAUUGAAAGAGCUUCUAAACGGCUAUGAGCCUAAAGACAUAUUCAACACAGAUGAAACUGGACUUUCCUAUAAGUGUCUUCCAGACCGCACCCUAACAUUCAGGAAUGAAAAAUGGCACGGUGGGAAACAUAGCAAGGAACGAAUUACUGUUCUCUUAGCAUGCAAUAUGGAUGGAUCUCAAAAGUUGAAUCCACUUGUGAUUGGAAAAUCUGCAAAACCACGGUGUUUCAAGGGGAUAAAAUCGCUGCCCACAAUUUACCGUUCAAACAAGAAAUCAUGGAUUACAACAGAGUUAUUUAAUGAAUGGCUGAUUUCUGUUGACAGUGAUAUGAAAAAAGAAAAUCGCAAAAUUCUACUGUUUUUGGAUAACUGCAGUGUGCAUAAUAACCCACCACAAUUGGACAAUGUAAAAUUGAUUUUUUUCCCACCAAGUACGACAUCAGGACUACAACCACUGGACCAAGGAAUAAUACACAAUUUUAAAACUAUAUAUCGUAGGGAGAUCGUAUCAAUUGUGCUGGAUAGCAUUGAAAAUGGAGAGACAGCGAACCUAACAGUUUUAACUGCCAUACUUACGAUUCAUAAGAUUUGGAAAAAUGUGAGCCCACUAUUCACAACUGCUUCAGAAAGUGUGGAUUCAAGCUGACUGAAAAUGAUGCACCAAUAGCACAGCCACCAAACGUGACAAAUUCUGACUCCAGGUGGGAACUUCUACCUGACCGUGGACAGUUAACGUUUCAGGAUUACGUCCAAGUAGAUGAUUACAUAGAUGUUUAUGGUGCGCUAACCGAUGUCGAAAUUAUGGAUUUGCCAUCACAAGAUGACAAUUGUGAAGAAGAAGAUGAAGAAGAAGAAGAAGAA